Exophiala viscosa is the source of this 1529-nucleotide messenger RNA. RefSeq names its product proline racemase. The record is from RefSeq and is a predicted model, not a curated record. NCBI's taxonomy places the organism in Eukaryota, Fungi, Ascomycota, Eurotiomycetes, Chaetothyriales, Herpotrichiellaceae. The transcript has a single exon. Gene Ontology annotation, molecular function: 4-hydroxyproline epimerase activity. Bases 140 to 1186 code for a protein of 348 amino acids.
UGUAUUUGUAAGUCGUCGAUCGCGCAUAUGCGAUAUAGGUACCGCGGUGCUCACAUUGCGCAGACUUGUUUCAGCACGACUUUACUUCCUACAACGGUGACUGGGUGCGGAUCGAUUGGUAAGAGGUCUCUCUGUGGAAAUGAGGUCUCUGCGCACAGUGUCGGUGGUGGGUUGCCAUGCUGAGGGCGAAGUCGGCGAUGUCAUUGUUGGCGGAGUACUAGACGCUCCUGGCUGUAAGACAAUGUAUGAGAAGAUGAUGUACUUUUGGACCAAGAAGGACAGUCUGCGGAACAUGUUGCUUCAGGAACCUCGAGGUCGAUCCUCGAUGUGUACCAAUCUGGUUGUAUCGCCUUGCGACCCUCGAGCAGACGCUGGAUUUCUCAUAAUGGAAAGCGACGAAUACGCACCAAUGUCAGGGUCUAAUACGAUAUGUACGGCAACAGUGCUCUUGGAGACGGGCAUGAUAGAGAUGAAGGAGCCUGUCACGAAGUUCAAUCUGGACACUGCUGCUGGAUUGGUUGGCAUAACAGCCGAGUGCGAGGCCGGAAAGUGCAAAUCUGUCUCUUUCGACAACGUUCCAGCCUUUGUCUUCGCACUUGACAAAGCUAUAGACGUGCCUGGGCUGGGGACAAUCUCCGUUGAUAUUGCCUGGGGCGGAAUGAUGUACGCUCUUGUCGAUGCGAGCUCUUGCGGCCUCAAAAUCGCAAACAGCGAUGCAGCCAAGCUCAUCGAGAUUGGCGAAAGGAUCAAGCGGGCUGUGCAAAAACAAUUUGUGCCAGUGCAUCCAAAUAACCCAGACAUUCGAGGAGUGACCAACUUUGUAUGGAUGGGACCAUUCGAGACUGCGCCUGAUGGUGUCAAGACGGCGACCAACACAGUGGUAGUGUCUCCUGGCAGGUUCGACCGAUGCCCCUGCGGAACAGGCACCUGUGCAAGAAUGGCGGUACUUCAUGCCAGGGGUCAGCUCGAAGUGGGUGAAACAUUCCGCCACAAAAGCAUCAUAGGCACAGAAUUUAUCAACCACAUCAGAGGCACCACCAAGGUGGGCGAGUAUGAUGCUGUUCUUCCAACGAUAAAGGGCAGAGGGUGGAUCACGAGCUUCAAGGAAAUCGUACUAGAUCCGACCGAUCCAUUUCCGGAGGGCUUCAGGGUAGCAGAUCACUGGCACAUGCCGACUGAUCCCUGAGAAAAUCGGACAAGGAUAGAAAGCUUGGGUGAACAGAAGAUCAAUACAGAAGGUGAUAUGUAUCAGCAUUGUACCUUAUGCUCUGGAGCAGAAAAUGGCGCUGUAGACACUUAUAGAGACUGCUGCUUGUUGUUGAAUGGAAAUUCAUCUGCCUCGCUUGAAUUGUUACUGCCAGAGACCCGAGCCUGAAGUACGCGCGGCAGCAUUAAUUUCUGAGCAGCACAGGAGCUCCUCCACUCGGUCCAAGUAGCAUGUCAAUGACAUGUACCGCUGAUGCUUGACCUGAGGUGGCAGGGUUGUUUACAGCGUUAACGAGGAUUUCUUGAGGUGGAAGCAUUGUAUG